Coniosporium apollinis CBS 100218 is the source of this 234-nucleotide messenger RNA. RefSeq lists its product as uncharacterized. The transcript is spliced from 2 exons. The record is from RefSeq and is a predicted model, not a curated record. Lineage: Eukaryota; Fungi; Ascomycota; Dothideomycetes. Bases 1 to 234 code for a protein of 77 amino acids.
AUGCCUCACUCCAAGACCCCCGGCGGCCAGCAAGCAAGCGAGAAGCAUCUCAAGCAAGAGGCACAGAGCAAGCAGCACGGCCUCGGCGCAGACAAUGCCCCAGGUCACACCGAGGGCACGAAACCAAGCGACAAGCCCGUUUACUCCGACUCGACGACCUCGAACGUCGGGAUCGAUAACUCGAGCACGAAUGUACCGGGCGAGCCGGUCAAGGGUGGGCCGAGAGAUUCGUGA